AUGUCUUCGCCUCCCAUGAUUUCGAUUGUUUCCCCCCUUCUUUCGAAGGAUCAGGACGUGGGCAGAAUCAACAAGUGUAUAGCCCAGGAUUCUGUCCCGGAUUAUACCUACUACACAACUCUCACGACAAUCAACUUCUAUUCCUCAACCACAAUUUUUGCGGGAUGCAUCAGCGAAUUUCCUGAAGGCGGCACAACAACCGUCCUCGCUCGUACUGGCCAGGAAAGCCUCGUUAACUCCGUUGUCACAGGCCCGGUGUCUAUGUGGGGCCAACCGCUCGUCGUCCAGUUUAAAUCAGCCGAUCUCUCGCUCUUCAAAGACGCCCUCACUACCUCCAGCCCUUCCACCACCGGCACCACAGGACAAACAUCGAGCCCGACUGAUACCCGAUCCCGGAGCGCAACCCCAUCCCAAGCGGCGAAUAAUAAUCAACCUUCGUCGACCUCUUCACUCGAUUCUUUUCGCCCUUCUAGUGAUAACAGCACGGGGCUCUCCGCCGGUGCCAAGGCUGGCAUAGGUGUUGGUGUCGCCGGCCUUGCAUUGCUACUCGCAGCGCUAGUGUUUUUCAUCCGCCGUAGCCGCCGCCGGCGCAACGCCCACAUGCCACCCCUCAAUGCUGUUCAAGAGCUAGACGCUGGUACUUCCCACGCUGGUUUCUGGGCCCCAAAGCUUUACCGAAGAUCUUCAGUGCACGAAAUGCCUACUUCAUAA
Messenger RNA from Histoplasma capsulatum G186AR, 711 nucleotides. RefSeq lists its product as uncharacterized. The transcript has 2 exons. The record is from RefSeq and is a predicted model, not a curated record. The coding region runs from base 1 to 711 and encodes 236 amino acids. Lineage: Eukaryota; Fungi; Ascomycota; Eurotiomycetes; Onygenales; Ajellomycetaceae.